UCUUUUUUGUAUAUAAAUUACCGUCGUAAACUUGUCACGGCUUAGUUUUACGUUGGCCAUUAUACAUGAAUGUAAUCGAGUGAGAUUUUAUUUUAUUCUUGCAAAUAUAAGCAAAAUGGUAUCACAAAUUGCGUCUUCUUCGUCACUGUCAACGAAAUUAACCCUCCUGAUUGCCAUCCUCGGUGUUAUUUGUUGUUUUCUUCCGUGCAACCACAUAACAGACGCAAGGAGGACAGGACGGGAUGGCAGGGUGAUGCGUCCCACCCACAAUCAUCAAGAACAUGAACAACAGAAAGAGGUGCCCAUUGUCAAGUCCACGGUUGUUAACGCCAUCCCCAUUACACCCAACAAAUUGGUCAACACGCCUCGACGUCGGAAGGUGGAUGUCAAGAUGUUCAGAGAAUGCGUCUUUUUCCAAUACUGUACUAAGGCUCAGUGUUUCCAUUAUGGACGAUUUGGCAACUGCAAGUGAUUAUGUCUGUUAUCUAGGCUCUGUGUGACCACGGCGAAACCAAAUUCUUGCAAUGAUCUCAAAUCCUUAGGAUAAUUUUAGCCGUAAUUUAGUAUGGGGUUGAAGUGCACCAAACCGUGUGCACGAAAAAUUUCCUAGUCCCUAACACCUAAGGCUGGAGCAGAAUUUUUUCAAAAAUAAAGUAACCUAAACUAUUUAAGAUAACCUAACCCUAGGAGACAAUUUGACGCUAAUCAAAUUAAUUUGGUUUGGUGCACUCCAACUAGUAUGAGCAUAUAUAUAGUGCUAAAAUUGUGCACCCGCGGUAAACAAGAUGCUUGUUAGAUGUAUUACAAAUUGUAGUAAGCGAUACACUUUAAUUUAUGUAGAAUAAAGGAAUUAAUUUUGAGAGUUUACUUUGUCUCAUUUUUCUCAUUGGAUGACUUUUGUCAAACACAAACUCCUCUUGAGUCCGAACUCUGUCACAUAUGUAUGCACAGCACAUUGUCACGCACAACUCGAAAUAAUAUUAUUUAUAAGAUUUUAAUGUUUUCAUAAAUCGGCAUUUACAAAUAUUUUCAAAUUAAUUUAAUCAUUAAUAAACUCGUAAUUCAACUUACAAAAUCUUGAACUUUAUUUCACUGCUGGUGACCGCUGUAUUUAUGGAUUCUUCCAUCAUUUGCAUCCGAGAUGCGCCGAUAAAUUGGAAUUCGGCAGUAGUCCACGGAAAAUUCUCUCAAUAUGGACCUAUCAACGAAAUUACCCUUCAACCCAAUACAAAUGGAGACAGAAAUCUUGUUAUUGUUGAAUUCGAUUGCGAAGAGGAUGCCGCAGCAGCUGUCCGCGACAACAAGGGUUCAGCAGAGUAUAAAGUUGCCUUCUAUCGUUCUAACGUUGACAAUAGUUUCGAGACAACGAUGACGGUGGGUUCUACGCCAAAUUCUACUGUCAACGCUCCUCAUCUCGAAGUCAUCAAUUGUGCCAACGAUAAUUGCACAAACCAGCUCGUUGUCGAAGGUACAAGUAUGGAAAAGGUCGUGGCGGAGUCGAGGGUUUAUUGUUCGCAUGAAUGUUAUUGUGAAUUGCAGGAUAUGCAAGGAAGAGUGAAUAUUUACGACAAAUGGAUUGCUUCGUUGGGAAGGAGUGGAACGGGAUUGCUCAAGCACCCAAAAACAUUUGACAAGAUUGUGAUAAAUGUGGAUCCUGAUGGUGUCCGAAGAAUUGAACGCCACAUGUGAAAUACAAUUUAGAAUGUUGUCCUACAUGCAUUAAAGUUUUAAGAGAGAAAAAUCGAAAAUGAGAUUUGAUUUACAUAUAAAAGAGCAUAAAGUCUCGCUGUCUUGAA
Molecule: messenger RNA, 1796 nt
Organism: Folsomia candida
Lineage: Eukaryota; Metazoa; Arthropoda; Collembola; Entomobryomorpha; Isotomidae
Exons: 5
Coding region: 1114-1689 (191 amino acids)
Molecular function (GO): RNA binding
Source: RefSeq, a predicted model, not a curated record